Molecule: messenger RNA, 360 nt
Organism: Sphenostylis stenocarpa
Lineage: Eukaryota; Viridiplantae; Streptophyta; Magnoliopsida; Fabales; Fabaceae
Source: the annotation of a GenBank genome assembly
AUGCACGAUUUCUGCUUCACGAUACCGUACGGUUUGAUGCUAGUGGGUGGUGGACUGUUUGCAUACAUAACGAAAGGGAGCAUUGCUUCUCUUGCCGGAGGCGCGGGUUCCGGUUUGCUUCUCAUCAUCGCCGGUUAUCUCAGUCUCAAUGCCUUCGGCAAGCGAAAAAACUCUUACCUCGCUCUCAUUCUCGAGACCGUUUGUGCAGCCAUACUAACUUGGGUUAUGGGGCAACGAUAUUUGGAAACAUCCAAGAUUAUGCCUUCCGGUCUUGUUGCAGGAAUCAGUGCUCUGAUGACUGCGUUUUAUCUCUACAAAUUAGCAACUGGUGGUAACCAUCUCCCCUCCAAGGCUGAGUGA